Messenger RNA from Lactuca sativa (garden lettuce), 1969 nucleotides. Lineage: Eukaryota; Viridiplantae; Streptophyta; Magnoliopsida; Asterales; Asteraceae. The record is from RefSeq and is a predicted model, not a curated record.
GCCUCACCAACCCCUUCUAAGCAGCCUCGUCGUACGCCCUACCGACAGCGGUGGUGGUGGUGGUAGCGAUUACGAGCCAGGCGAAGUUCGCCGCGAUCCGCCUCCUUAUUCUCGUUCUGAUCGAUUUGCUGAAAACAACCACGCUGAGAAAAGACGGCUGGUGCAAGAACUUGAGGUCUUGAGGAAGCCAGUUAUUUUGAUUUGAAUGCUGCUAUAUAUGAAUUUGGUUGUGGGACUUGUUUUUUGGGUUUUGAAUUGGGAUAUUAAUUAGGGUAUUCAAAUGGGAUCAAAAGCUGACAUGGGGGUUUUACAUGAUUGGUAAUGAUGUCUGCUAAAAUAAUGCUCCAAUACCUCUUGAAGAACUUGCUCCAGCUACUUUUGGGGAAAAGAAAUUUGGGUAUUGCUUCCUUGAUAUCAUCAAUUGCAGGAGAGUGUGCUUUUGUGGUGUCAACAAUUUGGUUCAAAAGCACUUUCAUAUUAUAUAGUUGGGUUUUUUGAACAUUAGGGUCCCUAAGGUGGUUAAUUGGUUUAGUUUUUAGGUGUAGUUUCCAUUACAAAUCGGGUAUAAUGACUUACUGGAGAAAUGUUUCUUAUCUAUGAAUCAAUCAGCAGAGGGGUCUUGAUUCUUGAAGGAAGUGAAUAAAUGGGUUGUGUGAGUUUUACUGUUUACAAUUAAGUAUUGGGAUUUUUAUUUAGUGAUCUUUAUAGGGUAAACAUGAACCCAAGAAUAUCAAAAGGUACAUGAAGAGCAGUUAAUGGAAAUGGGGUGUCUUCUUUGCUAAUUAAUGUUCUUAAAGACUUGGUUAAAGUUGAUUGGAUUUUGGACAAGAAACAAACUUGGUUUUUCUUCUUGGUGUUACUCUGUUUUAAUGGUUUGGGUUUAACUGGCUUUUCAGGGUAUAGAAUGCGUGCAGGUUCUGCCUCUCCUGUUCGCCGGAGAAACGGGAGCCACCACUACAGUCCUGAAUAUGAUCAUUCAGACGGCCCCCCACCACCGCCACCACCACCACCACCCCGCCACCGUGGAUUUGGUAGAGGGAGAGAUUCCGGUAGGUUCCGUGACCAUUCACCGCCGCCUUACGGCCGUGGCCGGUUUGGCGGCGGCAGGUUUGGCGGCAGAGGGUUUGAUGGCGGCCCUGGUAUGGGCCCGGGUGGUUUCAGAGGUGGUGGUGGUGGUGAUGUCAUUCCUAGAAACAACCCUAAUGUCCGUCCACGUGAAGGUGAUUGGAUGUGCACAGAUCCCACAUGUAACAAUUUGAACUUUGCAAGGCGAGAGUAUUGCAACAACUGCAACAGGUCCCGCUAUGCCGGACCCGGGAGUCCACCACGGAGGGGCUACCCAGGGCCGCCACUGAUGGGGCGGCGGUUCACCGGACCACCACUCGACCGGUCACCAGGAAGGUUCAACGGGUACCGAUCACCUCCACGGGGUUUUGGAAGAGAUGGGCCGCCUAGAGAGUUUGGAAUUGGUGGUCCGAUGAGACAUGAAGGAAGGUUUCCAAGGGAUCAUCAUAAUCAGAGGCCGGAUUACUUUGAAGAUGAGAUGAGAGAGAGGGGAAAUAACAGGUUUGAUCAUAGGCCAAUGGUGCCACCACCCGAUUGGGGAAGAGAGAGAAAGGGGUAUGACAGGCGGCCGGUAUCUCCGGGAGGGCCACCACCGCCGUCAGCGGUGGGGCGUGGCAGUGGACGGUGGGUUCGUGAUGAGAGAGAGAGGAGUAGGUCGCCGGUUAGGGGCGGACCGCCGCCACCUUCGAAGGAUUAUAGACGGGAUGCCUAUGUGGAUAGGGGACGGGAUGAUCGAAGGGGCAUGGGUCGUGAUCCGUAUUAGUAUUAGUAUUAGAUAAGAUUGAUGUGAUUCAUGUGGUUUUUGUAGUUGUGAACCAUAUAUUGUGUGGUUUUGAGAUGUGUUGAAAUUUGGUUAGAUAUUUGGUACAUUUUAGUUUGAGAAUAUCAUGCAUCUUGAUGACAA